Solanum dulcamara is the source of this 951-nucleotide messenger RNA. RefSeq lists its product as uncharacterized. Gene Ontology annotation, cellular component: mitochondrial matrix. The record is from RefSeq and is a predicted model, not a curated record. The coding region runs from base 94 to 804 and encodes 236 amino acids. The transcript is spliced from 3 exons. NCBI's taxonomy places the organism in Eukaryota, Viridiplantae, Streptophyta, Magnoliopsida, Solanales, Solanaceae.
UAGAUGGGAGUUGCAUCCUUCUAGUUCUCUAAAAAUAGCCUAAACCCCCUUAAAAACCCUUUCAAAUUUUCAGUUAAGAGUCCUCUUCUGUUCAUGGCGGCAUUUCUUCGAGCAUCUGGUAGAUCACUUGUGUCGUCUUGUGCGAUUCUAUAUUCUCACUGCCAACAAUCCUCUCUCCAUUCCAGCAAGCAGAUCUUCCAAUUUUCCAGGACUCACGCAUCACUGGCAAUCCAAAAGUCACCGUUUGAAUCGAACAUACUCAGAAUACUUCGCAAUGAAAUCGAGUAUCAGUUGGAUUACGCCCCUCCUCACCCGCCAGUUACAAAUUUUAAUACAUUUAUGGUGGAAGAUCGGCCAGGCGAGCAGUGGAUUACCUUGAGGAGAAAAUUCGGCAAGGAUGAACAUAUUAAAAUCGAGGCAACCAUGAUUGAUGGAGCAAUUACUGUUCCCAAAGCAAAUGAUGAGAAUUUAGGGGAAGAUUUGAGGCUUCACAUAAGUGUGCUUGUUGACAUAUGGAAGGGGGAAGGUAGUGAGUUCUUGGAGUUUGUCUGUUCAUCCUGGCCAAAUUCAUUGGAGAUUCAGAAAGUUUACAUCCUCAGAAGCGAUGGUUCUCGAGCUCAGCCUUACAUGGGGCCCAAUGUUAAGGAUUUGAACAGUUGCUUCCGAGAUGGCCUAAAUGAAUUCCUAAAGGCAAGAGGGAUAAAUGAUGAACUUUCUGCAUUCCUUCAUGAAUUUAUGAUGAAUAAGGAUAGAAUUGAAGCAAUUGGAUGGUUGAGAAAAAUCCAGUCUUUUGUCGAAAAUUAGAGUCACGUCUCGCCCCUCUCAAAUUCUCUGUAAACUUCGUCUGUUGUAACUUAUAUUUUUUGCAUGAGGUUUCUACUCUUCUUCUUACCUCUCUGUGUACUAACACAUCAAUUAGAAAACUGUUGAUGCGUAGAUGUUAAACAACGA